Messenger RNA from Spirodela intermedia, 2823 nucleotides. Lineage: Eukaryota; Viridiplantae; Streptophyta; Magnoliopsida; Alismatales; Araceae. The record is from the annotation of a GenBank genome assembly.
AUGAGUCACGUGCCCAACAUCCUGCCCCUCGCCGUCAUCAUUCCGCCUUUGGUUCUGUUUCUCGCUUACAAGGGUGUUUCAGUGUGUGAGGAGGCAGUGGAAUCUGCCGUGAGGAGCAGCUGGCACAACUCAUCACCAUCGCAGCCAUCCUUGGGCGGACAUCCAUCCCCCAGAUCUGGCAAGCAUGAAGAAUUGGGCAGCCCACCGCUACUCAGAAGCAAGGAGAAGCAUCUCACUCUUCCUGCCGGGUGUUUCAGCCGCAUUCGGUUUGGCCUUCGCGAUCUUUGCUAGCCUGCUUGUUGUGCUCUUCGUCUCCGGAGCUUACGGGCCUCCCUUGUCGUUCCUCUCCGGCAUACACCGGGACAGAAUACCGCGGCAGCAGCAACAACCGCCGGAGAACGGUCAGUUCAUCUCCUCCCUCUCCCCUCUCGUCAUCUCUCCUGACAAUAGAAAGAACAGCAAUACCACCGGCAUCCUCCUCGCUGACCUGUGACCGUAGAAAUCCUUCCCUCUCCCCCCCAGUCGGUUCUCUGCACCUGGAAUCAUACUCGACACGCGUCUCUGCCGAUCCGCCGCCUGCCGUGAAUCUCGAAGGGAUCCAAAUGGCGUGGCGGCGCUUCGCCGUCGGAUUUAGAGGAACUGGGAAUCCGAUCGGGAGUGGCCGUCGCCAUCGCGCCUACGCCCAAUCGGAGGCCUCUCUAUUCCAAGACCUCCCACGUGGAUCAAUUGAAACUGUGGUUCAAGUCGCUCCUGACUGGACCAUCUCCAGCGGCCGAUUUUUCCCUGCGGGGGAUGGUUUCGUCGAAUAUCUCACGAUAUCUAUGAGCCUGAAUGCUUGCGUCUUUCUUCGUUGCAUCUGGUAGGAAGAGAUCAAUCUCUGGAGACGCGCGCUACCACAUCAUCCGGCGGAAGACUCGAAGAGAGGCCCGCGAUUUUCGUAAGUCUUUGCCUCCCGCCCUACACCCUCUCAAAUGCUUCAUCGAGUGACAUACCAGGUUACUGAUAGCAGAAUAGGAAGAACAGGAAACUGGCAGAUGAGGAAGACGAAGCGAAGAACUUAGAAAAAAAAGGGAGGGAAGGCCGCAUGUUUUUCAGCUUGCUCAGCCCAUCACACCCAUGAGACGCAAAUCUUAGUACCGUGGAUAGUUUGAGGGAUAAGCUACAAUCCUUGUCACCAGGUAACUAAUGAUAUCUAAUAUACAUAUUCUCGUUCUGUAACAGGCUGCUGCGUCGCCACCUCCCCCCGAUGUGCUCCCCUCGAAAGCCGAGCUUCUGAACGGUACAGCGGAGGGCUCGUCGCCCGUAGCCGCAGGACAUUUCUCCGGUACUGCGCUUAUGCCGCCAACAUUCGCCAUGAGGCCACCCUCAGAAGUUGAGCUCGGCAAGGCCCAAAUCACCGCCUCCUUCCCCAAGUCGGAUUCGAAUGGAGCUGAAGACCAGCUGCUUGAUGAACUGCUCGCCUCCAGCGUGCACGACCGCUCUUGCCUGAGCAGGUACCGAUCGGCGCCAUACCGCCGGGAGUCGCCCUACAAGCCAUCUGCCGACCUGGUGAAGAGCCUCCGGAGAUACGAAGCUCUGCACAAGAGCUGCGGACCUCAAACAGAGGCCUUUGAGAAAUCCAUGCUCCUGCUGAAGAACCCCCAUGGCGGCCCCUCGCGGUGCAAGUACUUGGUGUGGACUCCUGAGAAUGGGCUGGGGAACCGGAUGUUAAGCCUGGCGUCUACCUUCCUCUAUGCUCUGCUUUCGGACCGGGUGCUGCUAAUUGACAGAGGAAAAGACCUCGACAGCCUCUUCUGCGAGCCAUUCCCAGGCAGCUCCUGGUUGCUCCCUCCGGACUUCCCUCUGAAAUUUCGUGCCGUCUUCAACAAGACGGACCCCCAUAGAUUUGGAAACAUUCUGAGGAGCAGAAGCAUCAGCGAUGAUGUUCCCCAGCCGGCGAUGGUCUAUGCCCACCUGUCCCAUGACUACGACGACCAGGACAAGCGCUUCUACUGCGAGGCGGACCAGAAGCUCCUCCACCAGGUCCCCUGGAUGGUGCUGAGAUCGGACCAAUACUUUGUGCCGGCUCUCUUUCUCCUCCCGUCGUUCGAGCGGCGACUGCACCAGCUGUUUCCCCAGAAGGAGGUGAUCUUCCACCACCUGGGCAGGUACCUCUUCCACCCUAGCAACCCUGUGUGGGAUCUGAUCAUCUCCUACUUCGAAGCUAAUCUCGCCGGAGCGACGGAGACCUUGGGCAUACAGCUCCGGAUCUACGGCUCAGAAAAUCCGAUAAUCAAGCUCGUCACACGCCAGAUCCUCAACUGUACUUGGGGAGAGAAGCUAUUGCCCCUCCCCGUUGCCCACAACUCCACCGGGAUUCCCUCCCAGAAGACUGUAUCAGUUCUCCUCACGUCUCUCCACUCCGAAUUCCUCGGUAGACUGGAGAACGUCUACCGGGGUUUUUCCCUGGGCAUCAGCUUCCACCAGCCGAGCCACGAGGAGCGGCAGCAGACGGGGAGGGAGGCGCACGACGCGAAGGCCCUGGCGGAGAUUUUUCUUCUCAGCACUGCCGAUACGCUAGUAACCAGCGCGUGGUCGACGUUCGGGUACGUCGCUCAGGGGCUUGGGGGGCUGACCCCGUGGAUCCUGCGGGGGCCGGUGCACGCCGCCGUGCCGCAGCCCGCGUGUGUCCGAGCGACGUCCAUGGAGCCCUGCUUCCAUUUCCCCCCCAACUACGACUGCGCAGCAGGAGGGUUCCUUGAGACGACAACGGUCCUCCCAUACACGACCCAGUGCAGAGACAGAAUUUCGGGGUUGCAAAUGGUAGAUGGAGGAUCAACAUGA